Euleptes europaea (tarantolino) is the source of this 1071-nucleotide messenger RNA. It is a transcript of the gene SLC35D2, whose product is annotated as solute carrier family 35 member D2. The record is from RefSeq and is a predicted model, not a curated record. Bases 1 to 990 code for a protein of 329 amino acids. NCBI's taxonomy places the organism in Eukaryota, Metazoa, Chordata, Lepidosauria, Squamata, Sphaerodactylidae. The transcript is spliced from 12 exons. Gene Ontology annotation, cellular component: Golgi apparatus. Gene Ontology annotation, molecular function: antiporter activity; GDP-fucose transmembrane transporter activity.
AUGAGAGCGGAGGGGGAGCGGGCGGCCGCCUCUGCUCUCGCCCCGCUGCCCAAGCUGCUCUCCGCCCUCUUCUACGGAGUCUGCUCUUUCUUGAUCGUCUUGGUGAACAAGGCGGUGCUGACUGCUUACAGAUUCCCAUCUCCAUUGUUUCUAGGAGUUGGACAGAUGGUGACCACUAUUCUCAUCUUGUAUGUGUCAAAAUUAAAUAAAAUCAUUCAUUUCCCUGAUUUUGACAAAAAUAUCCCUAAGAAGCUGUUUCCACUUCCUCUGAUUUAUGUGGGAAAUCACAUAAGUGGGUUGUCAAGCACAAGCAAGCUAAGCCUGCCAAUGUUUACAGUCCUUAGGAAGUUUACCAUUCCACUUACAUUACUGCUAGAAGUCAUUAUACUUGGGAAGCGCUAUUCAUUGAGUGUUGUGCUCAGUGUGUUUGCGAUCAUCCUUGGGGCUUUCAUAGCAGCUGGAUCUGAUCUGGCUUUCAGUUUGGAAGGCUAUGCUUCUGUGUUGCUGAAUGAUAUCUUCACAGCUGCAAAUGGAGUUUACACAAAGCAAAAAAUUGACCCCAAGGAGCUGGGAAAAUAUGGAGUCAUUUUUUAUAAUGCCUGCUUUAUGGUAAUUCCUACAGUUGUCAUAAGUUUUUUCACUGGAGACUUAAAGCAGGUUACCGAUUUCAAGCAGUGGAGCAAUGUGUUAUUCAUCAGUCAAUUUCUGCUUUCCUGUAUACUGGGGUUUCUUCUGACGUAUUCUACGGUUCUCUGUAGCCACUAUAAUUCUGCCCUCACAACCACGGUGGUUGGUGCUAUCAAGAAUGUGUCCAUCGCUUAUAUAGGAAUGCUGAUCGGUGGAGACUACAUCUUUUCUGUGUUGAACUUCAUAGGGCUCAAUAUCUGCAUGGCAGGGGGUCUGAGAUACUCAUUUCUAACCAUACGGGGACAGGACAGCCCUAAGCAUCCAACAGAUGAAGAAAAUCUGAUAUCCAGUGCUAAGAGCUAGCAGAAGGGACUGGUGUGAAAAGCUGUAAGGAUGCCAGCUCCGGUGGAAAUCAGGCAAGCACAUGCAGGAAUGGAACCAGAA